This is a messenger RNA of Clunio marinus, 5455 nucleotides long. The record is from the annotation of a GenBank genome assembly. NCBI's taxonomy places the organism in Eukaryota, Metazoa, Arthropoda, Insecta, Diptera, Chironomidae.
AAGUAAAUUCAGAGUUUCCAUUUUAAACAUUUCUAAACUUAAAGAUUAUUUUUAAAUUAAACAAGAGUGAUUUUUGUCAAAAUUAUCUAAUCGAUAAAUUAUUUGUAAAGAGAUUGUUCAGAAGAAAUCUUUUCCAUGUUGUGUUAUUGUAUACAUAAAUAUAAAUCUAAUAGAAUUUCUUAUUUUUAAAAUUAUUGAAAAAGUUAUGAUAUCGACUGAGAAAAGAACCUCAGGAGAUGGAACAGAAAAUCCAAGUAAACUGCUAAAUGAAGGUACCUUUAAUUCCUUACCCAAAACGACUUCAACAAACGAACAUGAUAUUGAUAAAUUGGGAAAACAAUAUUUGUCCAAACAAUUUCAAUCUACAUCAUCAAUUUUAUAUGAUCCAUCAGAUGCGGAAAGUGACAGUUUUAAUUUUCCGAAACCUGUUCAACCCAAAGGAAAGCGAUUUUAUCUAAUUCCGAAAUUGAAAUCAUUAAGAAAACCAGAAGUACCAUUGAAGGACAGAAAAUUAAAUUUGGUUUUGAUGGAACCUUAUCGUGCCUGUGUAAAACCAAUCAUACCACAUCAUGGUGAUAAGAAGUCAAUCAAAAUUUCAAAUAAGAACCAACUUGAAAUAAGCGAAUUAGUUAAUCACAUGAAUAUGAAUAAAAUUGAAGCUUUCAGAAAACUGUCUCAAGAUGAAACUGAUGAAAGUAAAAUCGGACUACUGAAAAAGGAAAGAGAUCUCUUUGAGAAUAAAUUAAACUUUCAAAUGCAAGUAAACACUGAACUUAAAGGACUCUUAGUACAUUGCCUUGGUGAAGAUUUGCAAGCCAAAGUUAAUAACUUAACAGAAGACAAAAUGAAAAUUGCAAAGAGCUUGAGUACCAACACGGAGCAAAUUGAAUAUCUAUCAAGCCAAUCUGAAGUUUGGAGAUCCAAAUUUCUAGCCUCAAGCCUCAUGGUCGAAGAAUUAGCAAAAAUGAAGGCAGAAUUGACCCAGAGAAAUUCUCUACUUCUUGCAUCUAAUAACAAAUUGAUAAAUACAAUCGAGCGUGUUCGUCUUGGUUUGAUGGAAACUUUUCAAAAUUUGAAGUUCGUUUUGGAUGUAGAAGAAAUAAAUCCUAAAAGUGUGAAUAUUUUGGACCUAACUUCUGAAUGCUUGAGUAUAAGUCAACGAAUUGUUAUGAAUUCGGGAAAAAUUGGAUUACCUUCAUCUUUAAACUACGAACAUCUAGAAGCUUUAACACCAGCGGAAAAAAAUGCACGUCAAGUUUUAACUCAAUCUCCCAAUUUUUGUUCAACGGCUGAUGAGGCAUUUGAAGCAGUUUGCAAUCAAGCUCAUCAGGAAUAUCGUCAGUAUCUGAACAAAAUGGCGUAUGGUGGACAUUCUUUCGGAAAGAAAACGUUCCACAAGCCAACUUAUUGCCAUCACUGUUCAGAUUUAUUGUGGGGCCUAAUAGGACAAGGCUACAUUUGCGAAGUCUGUGAAUAUUAUGCGCACAUUGAGUGCCAAGACUUUGCAAUUGCUGAUUGCAAGGAAAAUGCCACUUACGUUCCAGGAAAAGAGUUGGUAUCUGUAAAGCAUGUUCAUCAUUGGCGUGAAGGAAAUUUACCACAGUCUUCAAAAUGUGCAUAUUGUAAGAAAACAUGUUGGUCAACUGAAUGUUUAACAGGAUAUCGUUGUGAGUGGUGUGGAUUUACUUCACAUGGGGGCUGUCGUCAUUUUGUGUCUCAAGAAUGCACAUUCGGUAUGUUGCAACCUAUAUAUCUGCCACCACAUGCAGUUUCAAUACCUAGAACUGAAGUGCCAAUGGAAGCAAUAAUAGGUGUUCAAGUGAAGGCUAAAGGAGCUCCAAUGACACGUGAAUACUCUUGUCCUGAGCUUCGUACUUUAGAACUAUGUGAAAGUGAUCUCUCUUCUUUAGAAAACUAUGAAGAUACUCUAUACUUUAAUGGCACAGAAAGCCAACAAAGCAGUGAUAAGUCUUUAUACGACAACAUCAUUAACAAAUCCAAUAUGAAACAAACUGUAACAGAUAUAGUCUCAUCAAAAUUUUUGCUGCCUCCUAAGGAAGCUUUUAAAAAUUCUUUGAUCAAUAGAAGCAAAUCAUUUCAAGAACAAGGAGAAUCAAGAAAAAAAAUUAUUCUUCGGCCUAGAAUAAUGUUGAAACGAAAAAACAUUGAGUCAGAUAGAUUUGAAAGUAAUUCAAAUUGUUCAUCUCUUACGCAUUUUGGCUCAUCACAAAUAGAAAUGAAUGUCAAUUUCCAUAAAACACAAGAAUCCGCUGAUAACAUUUGCUCAUCAGAAACUAGAGUAGCUCAAGAAGAUUUAAAACUUUCUAAGCGAAGUAAUGGCCCAUUCUACAUGAAAUUUCUUAGGCGGGUUCAGAAAUUUUCACUUCAAUGGCGAAAAUGUAAACGAAAUAUCAGAGCUCGAAGUAUAUCUGACGACUUGAGCAGUGGUGAUGCAGCUCGUUUUCGAGAUGAUGAAUAUGGAAAAUCUGAAACUGGAGGAAUGGGAGCAUGUUCCAGUGUACGAAAUGAGUCGGCGCAUAAAGGUGAAAAGGAUAAGGAGAAAAAGGAAAAAGACAAGGAAGACAGGGAUGAAGAAACUAUCAAAGUUUUUGACGGAAACUGUUCAUUGCGAAGAAGAAUUUUUCGAGCUAUCACUGUUCCUCGAACAUGCUCUCUUGAGCAAUUAUUAACGACUGCUCUCCGAGCUUUUCAUAUUACUAAAGAUCCAACUCAAUUUUAUCUCACGGAUCUGUAUGCAACAAAUGGUGAUGAGAUACAAAUUCAAGAACCUAUGCCAGUUUUAAAUUUACAGAAAAUUGAAGGAAAACGACCAGCAAUUUUCCUAAGGUUUCGUGAUAAAGAAAUCGAUAAAGGUUUUGUUCGAGUGUAUCCUGGGAAAUUACAAGUUGAAGAAUCUUACGUUACAGUUCAAGUAGAUAAUGACACUACAGUGAAAGAACUCAUUCGCGAAGCUUUGAACAAUUUUGGACUCCAUGAUCAUCAAAUUGAAGAUUAUAGAUGCUCUGAAAUUCUUCUUGAUCGAGGUGUCACUGAACGAGUGCUCUCGUGGAAUGAACGACCAUGGGAUAUAAUGAAACAAUUGGCGAAAGAUUCAAUUAGACAAAUGGAAUUGAUGCGCUUUUACUUACAAUUAAAACAGGAUCCUCAUGGACCAAACUUAGCAUUAUUUGUUGGAAAUUUACCACCGGGUCUUUCACAACGGAAUUACGAACAAAUUUUAACGGAAUUCUUGGGAGUGGAAAAUAAGUUCUCAAGCAUUGGUCCAAUUUACUAUGAAUAUGGUUCUCUAGUCAUCACAUAUGAAAAUGCGUCGAAAGCGGUACGAGCUCUUUACGCAUUAAGAGAAUCGAAAUAUGAGGAAAAACAUUUGCUGGUGUUACUAUUAUACGUGUUCAGACAUAUACAAGAUUACAAAAUUUUAGUAUGUGGUGGGGACGGAACAAUUGGAUGGGUACUACAAUGUUUGGAUAAUGUAGGGCAGGAUUCUGAAUGUUCAAGUCCACCUUGCGCCAUUGUGCCACUGGGAACUGGAAACGAUUUAGCUCGUGUUUUACGUUGGGGUGCAGGUUACACCGGAGGCGAAGAUCCUUUAAAUUUACUUCGUGAUGUCAUUGAUGCAGAAGAAAUUCGUCUCGAUCGGUGGACUGUUGUGUUUCAUCCUGAAGACAAACCCGAAGACGUUGCGCCUAAGGCGCCAUCAAAUUCAACUGGUAAGAAGAAGAAGAUUCAACAAGCUGAUGUGAAUUCGCAAUCAAAUCAACAUCAACAGUACCACGCCACUACAAUUUCUACGCCACAGUGCCAAGUAGUGGGUGGACAAAGUGAAGACAAUUCUCAAAUAUUCGUAAUGAACAACUAUUUCGGUAUAGGAAUAGAUGCUGAUUUAUGCUUAGAUUUCCAUAAUGCUCGUGAAGAAAACCCAAACAAGUUUAAUUCACGUCUACAUAAUAAAGGAGUGUAUGUGAAAAUGGGUUUAAGAAAGAUGGUUGGACGCAAAAUGUGCAAGGAUUUACAUAAGGAAAUCAGAUUAGAAGUUGAUGGAAAACUUGUUGAACUCCCACCUGUAGAAGGAAUCAUUAUUCUGAACAUUUUAAGCUGGGGAUCUGGUGCGAAUCCUUGGGGUCCUGAAAAGGAAGACGCCUUUUCAAAACCAAAUCAUUGGGAUGGAAUGUUGGAAGUUGUAGGAGUUACGGGUGUUGUUCAUCUGGGUCAAAUACAGUCAGGAUUAAGAUCAGCAAUGAGAAUAGCACAAGGUGGACACAUAAAAAUUCACCUUCACUCCGACAUACCUGUUCAAGUUGAUGGUGAACCUUGGGUACAGAGUCCUGGCGAUGUCGUGGUUCUUAAGUCAGCUUUAAAGGCAACAAUGUUGAAAAAGUUAAAAGGUAAAAUGAAGAGACGUAACACAGAACCCACAAUGUCGGCUGGAAGUAAUGUUGCUGGUCAUCAAAUGACAUUAGUGACUCCAGCUGAACCAGAUGAAUUCGAUCAAAACAACACAGAUUUUUGAAUUUGGUAUAAUGAGCGGCUGAUCUAAUGUCUUUGAAUCAUAAUUAAAGGAAUGAAGUUUCUUGAAAAUGAUAUAAAUACUAAUCAGUCGUUCUAUUGCCAAAGCCUUUCCAAACAAAAACAAAAUAAUAAAAUAUACAUGGAAAGUAUGGCAGAUAAAAGCAUAUUUUCUUAAAAUAUUUAAUUAAUUCUCAUUAAGUUUUACUGAAACAUAAGUUUUAGACAGUUAUGUUUAAUUGAUUAAUUAUUUUUAUUAGAUACUUUAUAAAUUUUUUUAGAAAAACGAAAUGCCAUUAUGAAACCAAAAGAAACAUAUUUUUCAUAUUUAAAAAUAAAGAUCUUUUAAUAUAUUAAUGGAAAUUGAGUACCUUUCUAAAAAAUGUUUUAACGCUAGACUCAAUCAACAUUGGCUUUUUUAAGUAUUCUAAAGUUCAAAAUGUAACCAUCAAAAAUUCUUCUGACUAAAUAUACUUGCGUUACCCAUUGAAACGAAGAAUGAGGGAAAAUUAUAUUAUAAUACAUAGAUAUGUAUGUAUAAAUGCACCUACCAAGUAUUUUUUAAAAAAUACUUUAACUAUAUUUUUAAUCAUUCAUUUUAUAUAAUUUGAAUAUUUAGUCAUAAAUAUUAUUUUUAAAAUUUCUAGAUCUUAUUUUACGACUUAAGUAGAUAGUUAUGGUUUACGGUAGGAGAAAAAAAUUCCUAUUAAUUUAUACUGCAGCAGAAUUUCAAAAAGUAGCUUCAUUAAAACUGAACCUCAAUUUUAAAUAAAAGAAUUAAAACAGAAAUUAAGAAAAAUACAUAGUCAUUAUUCAUUUUCUGGAGCAUUUAAAUUGAUACCUAAAUUUACAAAAGAGAUUUNAUAGCAGCAAUGAAAUUUCUAAUUUAUAAUUCUUAAAUAAAUAACAUUGAAAUGUUAAAAAGAAA